Molecule: messenger RNA, 390 nt
Organism: Saprolegnia diclina VS20
Lineage: Eukaryota; Oomycota; Saprolegniomycetes; Saprolegniales; Saprolegniaceae
Exons: 2
Coding region: 46-390 (114 amino acids)
Source: RefSeq, a predicted model, not a curated record
CAUUUUCACAUUGGCGCUUUGCCCCCCACCACAACUACGCAAAAGAUGAAGUCGUCCAUGAUCGCCUCCCUUCUCAUGCUCGGCCUCGCGCACGGUCUGCAGCUCUCGGCGCAAGAGAAGGACGACAUCAAGGCCGAAAUUGACGCGUGGAAGAAGAGCCGCGCCGGUCAGCUCGCGGCCAAGAACGGUCUCUUGCCGGAGCCGUCCAACUUGGAGUCGGGCGAGAUCGACGACGGCAGCGAAGAAAUCGAGCGCUUUGCCCACACCAAGCAGGUCGUCGCGGAGCUCAACAAGAAGCACCCGCACGCCAAGUUUUCGACCAACAACCAGUUUGCGCUCAUGACCGAAGACGAGUUUGCGGCCUUUGUGAAGGGCUCGUUCAGCGCAUGA